UGCAUGCCAUUGACCCGAGCAAGGCUCUCCUCGCCAAAUCCGAGUGCCACUUCGACCCGCUGCACUUCUUGGACCCCUUCUCUGCGGCCACCUUCCUGGAGCCGCGGCUGCUGGCAAGGGGCGGGCCUGGUGCCGGCGCUCUGGCGCAGCUCGCCAGACCGGCAAGCCCUGCGACCUCCUGCAGUACCCUGCAGCACUUGAAGCAGUGGGUUAACGUGGGGCGUCUGGAGCUGGCGGCCGAGGCCGACUCUUCGCCGGCCCUGCGAGGCACCCUCUUCCCCUUUUUCAAGGACGCGAACACGCAGAGGGUCGUCUUCGACCGGAUCGCCCGCAACGCGGCCGAGCUGCCGUUGAGCGGCUUCUCCCAGCUGGCCCCGAGCGCCGCCGUGCUGGCGGGCCUGGAGGUGCCCGCAGGCCACGUCCUGCGCGCGUGGGCCGACGACCUUCAGGACGUCUGCCUGGCCUUCGACUGCGCCCACGAGAUGACUCGCACCAACGACGUGGCCCUCCCGCUCCCGCCGAGGCUCUGCGAGGGCUUCGCCGCGCUGGACAGGUCGCGGAGCCGUUGCCGUCGCGGGGGCCGCGACCCUCCUGAGAAGGUGGCCCUCUGCCAUGGCGGGCCCAUCAUGGGGGGCCUGAGCGCGCCCGACUGGGCGUGCGAGGACGUCGUGCUGGGCGACCGCUUCGGCCUGGCCGUUUACGCGCCUGGCACGCGGGCCUCCCGGCUCGCGAUCGAGGGGCCCUUCGCCCGCGCGCGGGGGGGCCGCGCCAAUGCUGGCGUGAAGGUUAGCUCGGGCAAGGAGGUAAAGGACGCAGCGGAGACGACGGUCAUCGAGGCUGAGUUCCUCGGCCACGACCGGCUCGUCGGCGCCCCCCACGCGCAGGCGUUCGAGCUGAGCGGCGCCGCCUGCAACGAGUGCGCCCUGUUCGCCGCUCUGCUUCCGCUGAGGGCCGCGGACCUAUCCGCCGGGCGGGGCCCUCGCGCGCUGGCCUCGGACGCCUCGCACAUGGCUGGGGCGUCAGUCAAGACGCCCGCCCAGGACGGCGGCCUCCUGCAAGACCGGGAGGAGGACGCAGCUCCGCCUCCAGACGCGUUCGGCCCUUCGACCUCGCUUAUCGAGUACUUCGACGUGCUGGAGCUCUGUUGCGGGGAGGGGGCCCGGCUCAUGGGCUACAUC
Prorocentrum cordatum is the source of this 1178-nucleotide messenger RNA. Lineage: Eukaryota; Dinophyceae; Prorocentrales; Prorocentraceae. The record is from the annotation of a GenBank genome assembly.